GGAGGGGGAGGCGUGCACUCCGGAGCCAGCCGGGGGCUGCGAGGCGGAGACAACCAGGCCACCGGCCGCCGAGGGUGCCCGCCGAGGCGACCCGCCCUCCUAGCCGCGGUGCGGACAGACAGACAGACCACGCUGCGUGCAGGAGGCGCCCGGCCAUGUUCAGCCGGAGCUCCCGGAAAAGACUCUCCAGCCGCUCGUUGACUGGACUGGGGCGAAUAGAGAGAGGCCAGCCAUGUAAUGCCUGUGGUGACCAGUGCCCUGGGUUUGCCUUGCAUAAAUGGAGGAAGAUCUGUCUGCACUGCAAGUGCCCUCAGGAGGAGCACAUGGUGACGGUGAUGCCCCUGGAGAUGGAGAAGACCGUCAGCAAACUCAUGUUUGACUUCCAGAGGAACUCGACCUCAGAUGACGACUCAGGCUGUGCCUUGGAGGAGUACGCCUGGGUCCCGCCCGGGCUGAAGCCUGAACAGGUUCACCAGUACUACAGCUGUCUCCCAGAAGAGAAAGUUCCUUAUGUCAACAGUCCUGGAGAGAAACUGAGAAUCAAGCAGCUAUUACACCAACUGCCGCCACAUGACAAUGAGGUUCGAUAUUGCAAUUCCCUGGAUGAGGAAGAGAAGAGGGAGCUAAAGCUCUUCAGCAACCAGAGGAAACGUGAAAACUUGGGCCGAGGGAAUGUCAGGCCCUUCCCAGUCACCAUGACUGGAGCGAUUUGUGAACAGUGCGGAGGCCAGAUAAAUGGUGGGGACAUCGCUGUGUUUGCAUCGCGUGCUGGCCACGGUGUUUGCUGGCACCCACCCUGCUUCAUAUGCACUGUCUGCAAUGAGCUCCUGGUGGAUUUGAUCUACUUUUACCAAGAUGGGAAGAUAUACUGUGGCAGGCAUCACGCCGAGUGCCUGAAGCCACGCUGUGCAGCCUGUGACGAGAUCAUCUUUGCAGAUGAAUGCACCGAAGCUGAGGGGCGGCACUGGCACAUGAAACACUUUUGCUGCUUCGAAUGCGAAACAGUGCUAGGCGGCCAGCGCUACAUCAUGAAGGAGGGAAGGCCCUAUUGUUGCCACUGCUUCGAGUCCUUGUAUGCAGAAUAUUGUGACACCUGUGCCCAACACAUAGGGAUUGACCAAGGCCAAAUGACCUAUGAUGGCCAACACUGGCACGCCACUGAAACCUGUUUCUGCUGCGCUCACUGCAAGAAAUCCCUCCUUGGACGGCCGUUCCUUCCAAAACAGGGCCAGAUAUUCUGCUCACGGGCCUGCAGUGCUGGGGAAGACCCCAAUGGCUCUGACUCCUCCGACUCAGCCUUCCAGAACGCCAGGGCCAAGGAGUCCCGGCGCAGCGCCAAAAUCGGCAAGAACAAGGGCAAGACGGAGGAGCCCAUGCUGAACCAGCACAGCCAGCUGCAGGUUAGUUCCAGCAGACUGUCGGCCGAAGUGGACCCCCUAUCACUGCAGAUGGACCUGCUCAGCCUGUCCAGCCAGACACCCAGCCUCAACCGGGACCCCGUGUGGAGGAGCCGAGACGAGCCCUACCAUUACGGGAACAAGAUGGAGCAGAGCCAGUCCCAGAGUCCCUUGCAGCUGCUCAGCCAGUGCAACAUCAGAACUUCCUACGGUCCAGGAGGGCAGGGGGCUGGGGCACAGCCAGACAUGUGGGCUAAGCACUUCAGCAACCCCAAAAGGAGCUCGUCGCUGGCCAUGAAGGGGCACGGUGGCAGCUUCAUCAGCCUCUCUGCGGACGGUGGCGCCAAGCGCCAGGAGCAUCUCUCCCGGUUUUCCAUGCCUGACCUCAGCAAAGACUCUGGAAUGAAUGUCUCGGAGAAGCUGAGCAACAUGGGCACGCUUAACUCAUCCAUGCAGUUCCGGAGCGCAGAGUCCGUUCGCAGCCUGCUCUCCGCCCAGCAGUACCAGGAGAUGGAGGGAAACCUCCACCAGCUCGGCAACCCCAUCGGGUACAGAGACCUGCAGUCCCGUGGAAGGAUGCAUCAGAGCUUUGAUUUUGACGGGGGGAUGGCGGGCAGCAAGCUACCAGGGCCGGAGGGCGUGAGGAUCCAGCCCAUGAGCGAACGCACUCGGAGAAGAAGUACGUCCCGCGAGGACACCCGCCGCUUCCGACCUCACCGGUCCCGGCGUUCCCGACGCUCUCGCUCCGACAACGCCCUCCAUCUGGUCAGCGAGCGCGAGGCCAUCUCUCGGUUGAAAGAAAGACCCCCGCUACGAGCCAGGGAGGACUAUGACCAAUUCAUGCGCCAGCGGAGCUUCCAGGAGAGCCUGGGCCAGGGGUCCCGGAGGGACCUGUAUGGCCAGUGCCCGAGGACUGUGUCGGACCUGGCUUUGCAGAAUGCCUUUGGGGAGCGAUGGGGACCCUACUUCACCGAGUAUGAUUGGUGUUCCACCUGCUCCUCCUCCUCGGAGUCUGACAACGAGGGCUAUUUCCUAGGAGAACCAAUCCCCCAGCCAGCCCGCCUGCGAUACGUCACGAGUGACGAGCUUCUGCACAAAUACAGCUCUUACGGCCUCCCCAAGUCGUCCACGUUGGGCGGCAGGGGACAGUUGCACAGCAGGAAAAGACAAAAGAGCAAAAACUGUAUAAUUUCUUAAUCGGGCUGGGGUCAGGGUAUGGGGGAAGAUGGGAGCUAAGAAUGUAAAUUCAGAAACUUGCACUGUUUUCAAUUUUAAAGCGCUUUUGGGGGGUGGUUACUGGGAGAGAAGAAGGGAAAUGCUGUCAGUUGAUGAAGGCAAGAUUACAGAUUGACUCAAUAGGUAGUCACAGUUCUUGGCAUGUUGAAUAUUAUUUGCACAUUUCACUUUGGAAACUCUAGAGACUCUACGGAGGCCAGGGUUGGUCUCCAACCUCCUGUCAGUGUGUUGAGUUGUCACUCGCAAGAUGGCACAUUGUUUCCCCGCUCGCUUACGUCCUCUCUGGUUCUCUUAUUUUAGGACCCUUUUUCCAUUAAGUAAUUUGUUUAUUAGCCAGGACCCAAGACUAAGUUAUUUACAUGACCAUUGUAAAUGCAAUGUAAAUGAGAGUUCUGAUAAAAUAUUUUUGUAUUUUGUAAUAUCAAAGGAAUUUCUAUAUCGUAGGACUCAGUGAAAGACUUGCAUGCACAUCCAGCAUUGUCUUCGAGUAGUAUUCAGAGGUGGUCCAGGAUCGCCUGCUUUUUUUUCUUUUUUCUAUACAAAUUUGUUACAUGUCAGUGAGACCUUUUUCAAAGGAGUUUAUUUAAUCUGACUUUCUGUGGCAAAAAAAAAAAAGAAAAAAAAAGAAAAAAAAAGAAUUAACUAUUAUACCCAAAGCAUUUUAUGCUCUAUUUCAUCUUAAGGAGCCAUCCUUAAGUCUACUCUCACCCUCAGUAGAAUCUGUUCUCUACAAAGUGUUAGUCAUUUUUUAAAAUAGCAAACAUAAUUGCCAAUUAGAGAAACCAAUCAGUGUCAGUAAAGUUCUGUGAGAAACGCCAUCCCUGCUGGGAACAUUGAAGUUGCUUACUAUUGAUCUCUUCCUUGGGGAAAAUAAAAGUGACUGUGAGUGGUGCUGUUGUGUGAUGUCAGCAUGACGUUGUUUUGAAUGUGGCAUUAUUUUCUGGUGCUCAUGUUUCCUGGAUUGUAUUAUCUGCUUUCCUUUACCAAGGCAGACGGAACAGCUGCCUUAGCCUGACAACCGGUUGUCCUCAGUGCAAAUGAACUUAAGCAUUAGGAACUUAGGGACGGAAAGGCUCUGAUGGGGCUCUGGGAGUGACAGUGUGUUCUAGUUUGUAUGAUAUGCAUGGAGAAGGAAUAAGGCAAUUGGAAAAUACAAAGCAGGUCAAGGGUAAAAACUGAAAGAGAAUAGGAAGGAAGGUCAGAGGGGGAGGAAGAGCUUCUGGAAAUGAGGUAGGGGAGAGGUGACAGCCACCUCAAAUAGCCCCUCGUUGCUUGUGGAAGCAAUUCAGUGUAACACACUCCAUAACCAGAGUAUCUGGGUUACCCAGAAAGGUUGAGCUGCUCAGGAGAUUUCAGUGUGAUGGUCUUGAAAAACAAUUGUUGCUGAAAGGAGAAUUUCCAUCUUGAACUUUGGAGACCAUUGGUCAGACAGAAAAUGGGCUCAAAAGUUAGUUUGCUUAAAGAAGACAUUUAACGGUUGUGUUGUCUAUAGUAAAAUAAAACUUCCUUCCUUGCUUCAGUUAAAAAUGAAGCGCUUGCUUUUCCUUCCAUUCUCCUCCUCCCCUUAAUGGAUUAUGGCAGUUGAAAUAAUCCAUCGCAGGACCCACCUUUAGUGAGAUGUACUGUCGAUGUAGUACACAGUGUAUCUCAGUGGCCAUUUGCCAUGGUGAGGUGAACGUGGUCUCUUUUCAGUAUAGUAGUUAAUAUUUUCUAGUAUUUUUUUAUGGAGAGAAUGUGAAAAGUGGCUUUUCAGACACCAUGCCAAAUGGGUCUGGGGAAAGGAAGGCUGUAAAGGAUGUGGAAAUAGCACUCCAUUCAGGAUGUAUUAAAAUAAUUUGCUUUUCAGGUAUUAAUAUGACAUUUGUCAUUGUCACUGAUUUUUUAAAAAAGCAAUGCAAAUGUUGGUUGUGGCUGUUUUCCGCAUGCUAUCUUCAUAUCUAAAUGCUUCAUUAAUUAUCCAAGCCUCCAGAGAAUUAACUCUAUUACGUUUGUAUAGUAAGUUUGUAAACUGCUUGGCAAACUGAUUUUAAGAAAUAAUGUGCAACACCACAUGACUAAAGUGGCAGAUUUCUGGUAGAAAUUGGGCAAGUCCAAUUUAGGGUUUUGAGUUCCUCGUUCGAUGAGAAUAAAAAGGCAUUUUGGAAAAAGAAAAAAGAGAAACUAGUAGAUCACUUAACCUAGCACAAACUGAAAAUAAUGUAGGUCCUCUGUAGCCUGGAACCCAAGGAAAGAAAUUCUCCUGGUAAAUAUCGCUUUCUAACUCCGUCCUUUGCAUUUCUCAGAUGAGGCUUUAACCACCAUUAGCAGAAAGAAGAAGGUGGCCUAGAAACUGACACAUAACUAGUACCCAAAGGGAUUGGAGGAAUGAGCAAUUUCAGAUCUAGUUGCCCAGGCAGCAUCUAGCAGCGAAACUGGUCAGAGCUUGAGAUGUAAUGAGAUAUAAGCCUCAGGGUCAAACUCUCUACAAGCAAGAUCACCUCCAUCUGUUUCACCGCUGCAGAUGUCAUCUCCCCACCCCACAUGGAGCCAGGUGCCUUACAGAGAAUGCCAAUGGAGGUCGGCUACAUCCUAACAAUGGUCAUGGAGCCUCCAGGUGAAAGCCCCAGAGAGAGCAGGGUGUCAUAGUUUUGGGCGUUCUACCUGUUAGUGAUAACACAUACCAUCCCAGAAUCCCAUCCCUCAAAAUUCGAUGCAUUCUUUUCUGAGGCAAGAACUUAGGGUCUUUCAUUGAUUCCUCCAUUAUAACCAUGAGCUCUUGUUGGCCAAGCUUUGACUGUAAGGGGGUUCUGCGCUCACCUCUUCUUAGAUCACCAUUUCACCUUCAAUAGACUGUUUUUAUAAAAGUAAUCUUUUCUGUUUCCUUUCUGCUCUAAUGCCUUAGAGUUUUGUUUGUUUGUUUUUUACCUCUCC
Pteropus alecto (black flying fox) is the source of this 5543-nucleotide messenger RNA. RefSeq names its product prickle planar cell polarity protein 2 (gene PRICKLE2). The record is from RefSeq and is a predicted model, not a curated record. NCBI's taxonomy places the organism in Eukaryota, Metazoa, Chordata, Mammalia, Chiroptera, Pteropodidae. The transcript has 9 exons. Bases 156 to 2594 code for a protein of 812 amino acids. Gene Ontology annotation, molecular function: zinc ion binding.